UCCCUCUUCCUCUUCUCUCUGGCUCCAAGUUUUCACAAUGACUUUCUUCAUCGAAGACACUAGUCUCAUCAUCAGCCACGUUCUCUACAAAACGGCGGUUAUCAUCGCCGUUUUACGAUGGAUAUUCGCAUGGAUCCUCCGUUACCGCUCCAGAUCAUCCUCCUCCUCCUCCUCCUCCUCCUCUUCUCCUUCCAUUUCAUCGCAAACAAUCAAAGAAAGCCUCGCUGUAACAGCGUUUCGCGACGCGGUGGAGAGAUCUCCCGCGACGAUAAACGACACGUGCGCAGUGUGUCUAGGAGAUCUUGAAGACGACGACGAAAUCAGAGAGCUUAGGAACUGUAACCACGUUUUUCAUCGUGAUUGUAUUGACCGGUGGCUAGAUUAUGAAUGUCGCGGUGGUGAUGAGGAUAACCACCGUACUUGUCCGCUAUGUCGAACACCGUUGCUUCCGUCGUUCUCUGAUUGCUCCACCGUUAACCAACCUAGCUGGGCCGUUGAACGACUUCUUUACCUCUUCGGCGACGAUCUUCUUCCCUGAUUUUUUUUUACUAUAAAAAAUUUGAUUUCAU
Molecule: messenger RNA, 569 nt
Organism: Arabidopsis arenosa
Lineage: Eukaryota; Viridiplantae; Streptophyta; Magnoliopsida; Brassicales; Brassicaceae
Source: the annotation of a GenBank genome assembly